Molecule: messenger RNA, 2140 nt
Organism: Leptidea sinapis
Lineage: Eukaryota; Metazoa; Arthropoda; Insecta; Lepidoptera; Pieridae
Gene: abs
Product: ATP-dependent RNA helicase abstrakt
Exons: 12
Coding region: 190-2043 (617 amino acids)
Biological process (GO): mRNA splicing, via spliceosome
Cellular component (GO): spliceosomal complex
Molecular function (GO): zinc ion binding; RNA binding; RNA helicase activity
Source: RefSeq, a predicted model, not a curated record
UAAUGCGAAAAGCAAUAUUCUCUACUUGUUUAUUUAUAUAAUUAUUUGAAAAUCUAUAAUUAAUCAACGAAUUGUAAUUUUUUCAGUAAAUAUACCUUCUUAACCAUGAGGAAAAUUCAUAAUUGUUUAAAGGUGUAAUUGUAAACAAUAACAUUUUUUAACAUAAUCAAAUAAAUAUUUGUAAAUACAAUGUCUGAUCCACCUAAGAAGCGAUACAGACGCGAUGAGAAGGACUCGGAAUCAGAAGAAGAUAUUGAUAACUACACACCGUACGUUCCUAUAAAAGAGCGUAUAAAAGAUAAACUCCUGAAACUAGGCCGGUUAGGUCAGGUAGCAAACGAGGUUGCAGCUGAAACAAAGAGUUCGAGUGACAAUGAUCCUGAUGACGAAGGUUCUCAAGAAGAGUGGGGCCGUCGCUACAAUGUCUCACUCCUAGACCAGCAUAGUGAGCUAAAAAGGAUUGCAGAGGCACGGGCACUGUCUGCAGCUGAAAGACAGGCAAAAGAAGAAGAGCAUAUUCUAGAGAGUGUUGCUCAAAGCAAGGCUUUGAUGGGUGUUGCCGAGUUAGCUAAAGGUAUCCAGUACUUUGAGCCAAUUAAAACAUCAUGGAGGCCUCCUCGGUGUAUCCUGGAGCUGCCAGAGGAAAGGCACGAAAUGGUCAGAAACAAGUUGAUGAUCCUUGUGGAAGGGGAUGAUGUUCCACCACCGAUACAGACAUUCCAACACAUGAAGUUCCCUAAAGGUGUUCUGCGAGGAUUGGAGGAGAAGGGUAUCAAGAAGCCGACACCAAUCCAAGUCCAGGGGAUCCCAGCUGUGCUGAGCGGCAGAGACAUGAUUGGAAUUGCCUUCACUGGCUCCGGCAAGACCCUGGUGUUCGCAUUGCCACUUAUCAUGAUGUGCUUGGAACAGGAAGUCCAGAUGCCUUUCAUAAAGAAUGAAGGCCCCUAUGGGUUAAUUAUUUGCCCGUCACGUGAACUCGCCAAACAAACGCACGACAUCAUACUGCACUUUAUAAAACACAUGAAGAUGACCGGCUUCCCGGAGAUCAGGAGCUGCUUAGCAAUUGGUGGUGUUGCUGUGUCGGAGUGUAUGGAGACAGUGCAGCGCGGGGUUCACAUCAUGGUGGCGACGCCGGGACGCCUUAUGGACAUGCUUGAUAAGAAAAUGGUACGUCUCAAUGUGUGCCGGUAUCUUUGCAUGGAUGAGGCUGACCGUAUGAUAGACAUGGGGUUCGAGGAGGACGUGCGAACGAUAUUCUCAUACUUUACCGGGCAGCGUCAGACGCUGCUGUUUAGCGCGACAAUGCCGAGAAAGAUCCAAAAUUUCGCGAGGUCCGCUUUAGUAAAGCCAGUUACUGUGAACGUGGGACGAGCUGGAGCUGCGUCUCUCAACGUACGCCAGGAGCUCGAACUUGUCAAAGCUGAAGCGAGAACUGUCCAUUUAUUGCAUUGUCUACAAAAAACGCCACCUCCUGUACUAGUUUUCGCUGAGAGAAAGCAACAUGUGGACGCUAUACACGAGUAUCUCCUGCUGAAAGGUGUAGAAGCAGUUGCUAUUCAUGGUGGGAAAGACCAGGAGGAGAGAUCUCGUGCUGUGGAGGCGUUCAGAAAGGGAGAGAAGGACGUUCUCGUCGCAACUGACGUGGCCAGCAAAGGGCUCGACUUUCAGAAUAUACAGCACGUAAUUAACUACGACAUGCCAGAAGAUAUAGAGAACUACGUGCAUAGGAUUGGAAGGACAGGUCGAGCAGGGGGUAUGGGCGUGGCAACCACGCUCCUUGGAAGACAACAGGACGAUAGCGUGCUCAGAGAUCUGGCUCAUCUGCUGCGAGAGGCUGGCCAGAAGGUACCAUCGUUCCUGCUUGAGAUGAUAGGAGAACCCGAGGUCCCUACUGCGCCCACUGCAGAUGGCCAGGGCUGUUCCUACUGCGGGGGUCUGGGCCAUCGGAUUACCGAAUGUCCAAAACUGGAGGCAGUACAAAACAAGCAGGCUUCGAAUAUUGGCAGGAGGGACUAUCUGGCGAAUACCGCGGCGGACUACUAGAUAUAUUGUUACCAUUCGAAUAUAUUACUUAUUAUAAGGUGUAUAGGUGUUAUUUUAUCUGAGAGAAAGAAAGUCUUUUAAAAAAUGUGUAAAACUA